Messenger RNA from Saccharomycodes ludwigii, 654 nucleotides. RefSeq lists its product as uncharacterized. Lineage: Eukaryota; Fungi; Ascomycota; Saccharomycetes; Saccharomycodales; Saccharomycodaceae. Bases 1 to 654 code for a protein of 217 amino acids. The transcript has a single exon. Gene Ontology annotation, cellular component: mitochondrion. The record is from RefSeq and is a predicted model, not a curated record. Gene Ontology annotation, biological process: autophagy of mitochondrion.
AUGUCUGUUUGCUUAGGUGUUACCAAAACAAUUGCUGUUACCUCUUUGGGUAUUUACACUGGUAUGGUUACCAGUGGUGCCAUCAUUGCAUUUGCCACUCCAUGGGAUAUAUUAAUGUGUAAAUUAUCGAAAACCCUUCGCAAAUUAAGUGCCAUUGCUGUUAGUUUUAGUACUCUAUCCACUAUAUUUUUUGGUUUAAGUUAUUUCUAUGCCCCUAAGACCGCUCAACAUCCUUAUUUGUUGUACGGUUUAGCUGUUGGACCAGUUUCUUGCGUUUAUUCUUUGGCAUUGAAAGUAUUAUUUAAAUGUAAGAAAACCUGUGGAUCUGCCCGUACUAAUGUUUGUCCAGCUUCUGGUGCAGUCGGUGGUGUUUGUCCAGUAACUGCUGGAAGACAAGAUGAUGGUGUUUUAGAAUCUUGCCCUGCUGGUUUUUCCACUAAAGAUUUAGAAGAAGGUUCUGCUCCCGACGAGAAAAAGAUUAAGGAAGCUGUUGAUAAGCAUCUUUCUAUUGAAAAGCGUUUACAUGAAUUGGAACCUAAAUUAGCCAAGUGCCAUACUAGUAUUGCAUUGUAUUUGACCUCCUUAGCUAUUAUCAGUGUUGCCGGCUUGGCUCAAUCCGUAUUUGGUGUUUAUGGAGAGGGUUUGUUCAUUUAG